GCGCCAUGGGCGACUGCAUCCUGUCCUCUCUCUCCAUCCCGCCACACAGUAGAACCAUGAUCAGCACUGAGCAGACCACCUGUGACAACCAGUCAGAACCCUUGGAGGAGUUUGUGGAUGACUUCGAGGUGGAAAUUGUAACUCUGACCGAUUAUGAAGAGGUUGAAUUAGGUUUGGGUCAGGAGGAGGUGGAGGAUGGGAACGAUGACGAAGCACAGACCAUGGAGGACGAAGAAGAGCCUAAAGAAAUGCCCGCUGAAGAUGUGGAGGAAGAGGAGAAAGUGAUGGAGGACCAUGAAGAGGGGGACUUGGAGAGCAACUCGCAUCUAGAAGAAGCUGAGAAUGACUCAGCAUCCGCCCAUCACCAAACAUCCUCUGGGCCCCACAUCUGCUCAGUCUGUGAGAAGAGCUUCAAGUUUGCCUCUGCACUAAUAGCCCAUCAGGUCAUCCAUACAGGAGAGCGCCCGUAUGUGUGCCAUCUGUGCGGACGGUGUUUCUCCUUCAGGCAGUCUCUGGACAGGCACAAACAGACACAUAAGGAUGGGCGCGUUUACGACUGUUUAAUCUGUGGGGAGACCUUUCAGUCCUUGUCAGCCCGCACAGAGCACAAGAAGAGCCAUAUGGAGCAAGGCGCUUACCAGUGCUCACAGUGCCACAGGAAGUUCAACUGGGCGUCGGCCAUGGUGAGACACCUGAAGGUUCACACAGAGGGCACUGAGGUCAAAACGCAGGAACUUACAAAAAGCCUGAAGUCUGAGAAAGAGGAUAUAGGGAUUAAAGAGAUUGUAGGAGAGGUGGCUAUUGAACCCCCUGAAACAGACCCGGUGUUGGAGGAUGGAGGGAAAUCCUGUCACAAUCCACAGGAAGGAGCUGGUCAGUCCACUUCAUCUGAGCCUGCAGUGUUGGUGCCUGGACUUCUGGACAAGGUUGUAACACUUGUCAAGGUCCGUACCAGUGGUAGGAAAACGAAACCGACCUUGAAGGUGCAGAUGGUGAACCUGCAGAAGCUCAAGGGAAAGGUUGCCACCCCAAAGAGGAGGACAGAUGGAAGCUUGAUGAACCCCCAGGGUUUCACACCAUUGCAUUUUAAGAGUGAGGAACACUCCUAUGGCUCACCAGUGGUCUCAACAAAGGAAGGAGAUACAGGUUUUCACUUCUACUCUGUUGGUCCUUCAGGGUGGUGUCCAUUCGUCAACUCAGACGAGGCGUCCGUCCAGCAGCACAUUGAGACAAACCACUCGGGGAAGAGCAGGAAGAUGCUCUGUCUGCUCCGCACCAAACAGGCCAAGCGGGACACUAUGAUUGCCCAGACUGUAACAGCAGCUACAAGUUUCAGUCCUUACUGAAAUACCAUCGGCGCGUCCACACCGGCGAGCGCCCAUACGUGUGCCCUCAGUGCGGACGCCGCUU
Oncorhynchus keta (chum salmon) is the source of this 1410-nucleotide messenger RNA. RefSeq names its product zinc finger protein 436-like. The transcript is spliced from 3 exons. The record is from RefSeq and is a predicted model, not a curated record. NCBI's taxonomy places the organism in Eukaryota, Metazoa, Chordata, Actinopteri, Salmoniformes, Salmonidae. Gene Ontology annotation, molecular function: RNA polymerase II cis-regulatory region sequence-specific DNA binding; DNA-binding transcription factor activity, RNA polymerase II-specific. The coding region runs from base 6 to 1346 and encodes 446 amino acids. Gene Ontology annotation, biological process: regulation of transcription by RNA polymerase II.